AGAAAAUUCAUCGGAAACGAUUACAAUCUCUGUCUCUGAUGAUGGUUGAUCCCUUGUUUUGCUUCUUCUUAGCGUAUUUAAUCGUUUGGAUCUGGUUGAUUAUUGAGCUUAGCUUGUAGAUAUGAUUCUGUUCUCAUCAGAUUUAAGUCUCUUUCAGAUUAUAGAUUACUGCGAUUGCUAUCGAAAUUGAAUGAUGGAGAAGCCUACGCAGGAGGAGUCUGUGGCUGCAAUAUUGGUCGCUUGGGACAUCAAUAAGUGUCCGGUUCCAGAUGGCUGUGAUCCUCGUGUGGUCCGUCCGAGUAUUAAACGGGUUUUGGAGCAUAAUGGCUACCGUGGUCCUCUCACCGUCACUGCCUUUGGUAAACUAGAGGACGUCUCUACUGACAUCCUGAGAGCACUCUUUUCCAGCGGAAUCCAUCUUAUCUACACCCCCCCCAGAGAUUAUCCACUAAUUGCGGGUCUACUUGGUGAUACCGACCGAUUUCCUCCUCCAGCUAAUUUAAUGGCCAUAGCAGAUCCGAAAGACUGCGAAGGUGUUUAUGAUUAUCUACUAGACUGGGACUACAACGUUCUCGAGCCAUUUCCAUUUUCUUCUCUUGACACCUUAAUCAUGGAAGAUUCAGAGCCCCUUGUGCCAGAAACCUAUGAACCUCCCUUGUGGGAUUGCCAAACAUGUGCCCGUGAUCCUCCUGGCCGAAUCUUUGAUAAUCUGAUCACACAUCUAUCUGAUGAUGAACAUCAUGAGCUGCUGUUGCGUUGGCAUCCACGGGUUGCUUCUUCUGACAUGGAAACUUUGGAUCCACCGGUUGCUUCUUCUGACAUGGAAACUUUGCAUCAACCGGUUGAUCCUCCUGCCAUGGAAACUUUGGAUCCACUGGUUGCUCCUCCUGCCAUGGAAACUUUGGACCCAUCGGUUGAGGCUUUGUCGGAGCAGUUGCAGAUAUCGAAAGAGUUUUUUGAGGGAAACCCGAACGACGCUGUAACAUUGGUCUGCUGGGACAUCAAAAAGUGUCCAGUUCCACGUGACUGUGAUCCUCGUCGGGUCGGUCCGUGUAUUAAACAGUUAUUGGAGAAUAAAGGCUACUCUGGUCCUCUCAAAAUCAUUGCCAUUGGCCCACUAGAAGGCGUUCCUAAAGGCAUCCUGAGUGGAGUCUAUUCCAGUGGAAUCUCUCUUUAUUGCGGGAUAAGCUUGAAGUUCAGCGUGAUUUCACAUAUUUUUAAAUUUAUCCGUGAGAAUCCACCUCCAGCUAAUAUAGUGGUCAUAUCGGAAGCAUAUUCUUUGCCUUCUGGCUAUGCCGCCAACAUACAAUCGCAGGGAUACAACUUUGUUAAGCCGAUUCCACGUGAUUCUUUUGAAAUUUGUUUCCCUGCAGAGUCAGGGGCACUUGAGGAGGAUAAGUGCAGUGAAACGAGUGGAUCUGCCUUGUUGAUUUGCUCAGUAUGCGAUAGGAAACUUGUGUACCAAGACAUUGAAAAAUUCACCACUCAUGUUGUUAGUAGGCGACAUCAACGGAUGCAGUUGUUGGACUAUCUGCCUGGGGAUGCUCGGUUUCGUUUAACGGAGGAGGGUCUUGACAAAGGACCGCCGGUCAUAGAUAAGCUACACGUUUCUCACUUUGCAGACAUGGUAGGACAGGACAAAAUCUUUCUGACGGUGGCUGAAGCCGUGGAUUCUUGCUCUCCGAAACUCUCCGACGAGGUCUGAAACGGAGAAGAAGAAUCUUGAUGAUGAAGCAAAAAGACAAAGUGCUGUAUGUUGUACAGACUGAAUUGAGUAGUCAGUGACUUUGCCUUCAAUUUAUCUUUUAUCUAUCCUCAUUUGUGUGACGUAGAGGUCAAGUCUAAAGUUGACCUAUAAGAGCUUUUUAUAGCGUCGUGGUAAGCUUGGAUUUACUGGAUUACUCAUUUGUUUUGCGACAAAUAUUUGCAAAACGUUAAACAUGAAUUAGUUUUUGUUAUUGUUUUCAAUAACUUUGAACUAUGCUC
Molecule: messenger RNA, 1986 nt
Organism: Arabidopsis arenosa
Lineage: Eukaryota; Viridiplantae; Streptophyta; Magnoliopsida; Brassicales; Brassicaceae
Source: the annotation of a GenBank genome assembly